Messenger RNA from Malassezia vespertilionis, 765 nucleotides. It is a transcript of the gene RPS3, whose product is annotated as 40S ribosomal protein S3. The transcript has 2 exons. Gene Ontology annotation, molecular function: structural constituent of ribosome; RNA binding. Bases 1 to 765 code for a protein of 254 amino acids. Gene Ontology annotation, biological process: translation. NCBI's taxonomy places the organism in Eukaryota, Fungi, Basidiomycota, Malasseziomycetes, Malasseziales, Malasseziaceae. The record is from RefSeq and is a predicted model, not a curated record. Gene Ontology annotation, cellular component: nucleus; cytosolic small ribosomal subunit.
AUGGCCGCUGCUAUUGUGUCGAAGAGGAGGAAGUUCGUCGCCGACGGUGUCUUUACUGCUGAGCUCAACGAGUUCUUCACUCGCGAGCUUGCAGCCGAGGGUUACUCUGGCUGUGUAGUCCGUGUCAACCACGUCCGCACCGAGAUCAUUAUCCGUGCCACGCACACGCAGGAGGUGCUGGGUGACAAGGGUCGCCGCAUCCGCGAGCUUACCUCGCUUAUCCGCCAGCGCUACCGCUUCCCCGAGGGCUCGCUUGAGCUCUACGCCGAAAAAGUUCAGAACCGUGGUCUCCACGCAGUUGCCCAGUGUGAGUCUCUGCGCAACAAGCUUCUCGGUGGUCUCCCCGUCCGCCGUGCUGCCUACGGUGUGCUGCGCUUUGUCAUGGAGUCUGGCGCCAAGGGUUGCGAAGUGAUUGUCUCUGGUAAGCUCCGCGCUGCGCGCGCCAAGACGAUGAAGUUUACCGACGGUCUCAUGGUCCACACUGGUCAGCCCGUCAAGGACUUUGUGGAGUCUGCUACCCGCCACGUCCUGAUGAAGCAGGGUGUGCUCGGCAUCAAGGUAAAGAUCAUGCUUGGCUGGGACCCCGAGGGCCGUAUCGGCCGUCCUUUCCCCCUGCCGGACGCGGUCACCAUUCUGGAACCCAAGGAGGAGGACCCGGUUGUUACGCCCAUGUCCGAGUCGCGCAACCAGCCUGCUGCUAUCGAACCGGCGCAAGGCGAGACCGCUCCCGACCACCAGGCCGCUGCGCAGCCCGUUGCUUUCUAG